Messenger RNA from Pseudocercospora fijiensis CIRAD86, 3543 nucleotides. RefSeq lists its product as uncharacterized. Bases 1 to 3543 code for a protein of 1180 amino acids. Gene Ontology annotation, molecular function: ATP binding; RNA binding. The transcript is spliced from 2 exons. Gene Ontology annotation, biological process: maturation of SSU-rRNA from tricistronic rRNA transcript (SSU-rRNA, 5.8S rRNA, LSU-rRNA). Lineage: Eukaryota; Fungi; Ascomycota; Dothideomycetes; Mycosphaerellales; Mycosphaerellaceae. The record is from RefSeq and is a predicted model, not a curated record. Gene Ontology annotation, cellular component: intracellular anatomical structure; nucleolus.
AUGACGAUCAGGUCAGCCGAGUUGAAGGCGCAGCAGCCAGAAUCCAAGGUCUCGGCGAAGAAAAGAAAGCGGUUAGACAAGUACAUCGAUACGAAGAUCAAGAAGGAAGAGAAUUUGGAACUGUUAAAGAAGCUAGCCGCUCAAAAAGUCGAUACCAGCUUGUUGCAGAGCUCGAAAAAGCUGGGCCGAACAAACGAGACGAAACGGGAGCGCUUUUCGCGCGCAUUGGCAGAAAAGAAUGCUGGAAUUGAUUUAGAUGGACAGCAGGACGAUAUACUUUAUGAGCGGAGACAAGAGCCAACCAGACACACGCACUCCGCAGGCGAGAGUGAGCAUGAGACACCGCAAAUUCCCUCGAAUGACGCAGUGGAGCAGCUUGCACCGGAGUCAAAGCCAGCCGGCCUGUUUGGAGACGGGCUAUUUGGAGGCGGUCUGAAAAGGCCUCUGGAGAUAAACGACUCAGGCCAACCAGUAAUCAAGAGACGGAAACGUGAGAAGAAGAACAAGAAGGCCAAGCCAGACUUCGUGGUAGCUCUGCCAGAGCCUGAGGAGCCGAGCGAUUCAGAAGCAUCCGACGAGUGGAAUGGCUUCAGUGAGAACGAGAGUGAGGCAGAGGUAGAGCCAAACACAGCGUCCGAAGGCACAUCAGAAGAUGAUGGGAACUCAGAAUCACUAGAAGGCUCUGAAGACACGGACACAGACGACAGCUCCUCAGGGGGCGACGAAGACCCGGAAGGAGACAGCGUUAAGAAACCAGCACGAGUGUCUGCCUUCAAGGCAUGGGCAGAUUCGCAACGCAACGAAGCUGUUGGAUUUACGCCGAGUGCACCUCCCACCAAUGACGAAUCUAUAAGAGCAGCAUUCAAGCCGCGAGCACCUUCUCCAGACCCUGUCGCUUCAGAGACACUGGUGACCAGCCCAGCCGCUGAAGACGCGUACCGACCUUCGAAAGCAGUUGUCAUUCCGCGAGACGAUGCCGUGCAGGAAGCACGAUCACACUUGCCCGUUGUGCAAGACGAACAAAAAAUUGUCGAAGCAGUCCACAAUAAUUCCGUCACAAUAGUGUGUGGUGCAACUGGAUCAGGAAAGACAACGCAGUUACCUCAACUGCUUCUCGAAAAUGGUUAUGCUUCGAAUGGCAUGAUUGGAGUGACCCAACCACGGCGAGUCGCUGCAACAUCAGUAGCGAAGCGCGUGCAAUACGAGUUGGGAGCAGAAUUCGGCAAACAGGUCGGCGCUCAGGUCCGCUUCACGAGCACAGUGAGCAGGGAUACGAAGGUCAAAUUCAUGACUGAUGGCAUUUUGUUGCGCGAGAUCUCUCAAGACUUUGCGCUUUCGAAGUACAGUGCCAUAGUUCUCGACGAAGCGCAUGAGCGGAGUGUCAACACAGAUAUCCUCAUCGGCAUGCUCUCUCGUAUUGUCCCGCUUCGACUCAAGCUCAGUAAAGAGGACCCUGUUAAAUAUCAUCCUUUGAAGCUAAUAAUCAUGAGUGCGACACUCCGGGUGACCGAUUUCCUGAUGAACGAACGUCUAUUUCGCAGGACGAAGCCUCCAAUAGUGCAAGCCGAAGGCCGCCAGUACCCGGUGACCGAGCACUUCGCACGGCGUACUCAGCGUGACUAUGUCGCAGAGAUGGUGCGCAAAGUGAGUCGAGGCCACAAAAAACUCCCGCCUGGUGACAUGCUAGUGUUCUUGACUGGCCAGGACGACAUACAAACUGUGGCAAGGAGGUUGAGAGAAGCUUUCACAGGAGAUCAGGAAGGCUUCCAAAACUCGAAUCGCAGGGCACGACCUGAAAAGCCUGUCAACGACUAUCUCGAGGCGAAUGAGGAUGACGAGGCGUCUGAGGACGAAGCCGAGAUCACUGGCUUAGAUGAGGACGAAGGAGACGCAGAAUUCGCUGUCGAAGUCGACCCAGCUUUGUCUGGAUCGCAGCCGCGCGGCGCCCUCAAGGCACAGAUACUUCCUCUGUACGCAGCAUUACCAGCGACUCAGCAGGACCUGGUGUUCCAAAAGACAGCAGAUGGAGUUCGGAAGAUCAUCUUGGCGACCAAUGUCGCUGAGACUUCCUUGACCAUCGAUGGUGUACGAUAUGUCUUUGACUGUGGACGCAGCAAAGAGAAGGUCUAUGAUGUCGAGACUGGUGUCCAAGAGUUCAAAGUGGACUGGAUCUCGAAAGCCAGUGCUUCACAGCGAAUGGGACGUGCUGGCCGAACUGGACCUGGGCACUGCUACAGGCUGUACAGCUCCGCCAUCUAUGAAGCUCACUUUGAAGAGCACACUCUACCAGAGAUUUUGAGAACGCCGAUCGAAGGGACAGUGCUGCAGCUCAAGAACAUGAGCAUUGACAAUGUAGUCAAUUUUCCGUAUCCAACACCGCCGGAAGGCAAACAGCUAAGUCAAGCAGAGAGACUGCUCAAGAAUCUCGGCGCGAUCGAUAACAGGACCGGGAAGGUCACUGAUAUCGGCAAACAACUGAUCAACUACCCUGUAAAUCCUAGAUUUGGACGCAUGCUCUUGCUUGGCAAGCAGAACAAUGUGCUGAUAUACACUAUUGCCCUGGUUGCGGGCUUAGCAGUGGGCGAUUUGUUCAUCCCACAGCCCCACUUACCGCAGGAAGAGCUCGAAGAUGAAGACAGCGACCACAGCGGCCGGAGGAAAGCCGGCUCUUUUGCGGACACACAAGCUGAGAAGCGACGACAAGCCUACGGCCGCGCCAUGGCCAACCUCGCCUCUCAAGACGACAAGUCGGACGCGAUCAAAGUUCUCACAGCAGUCGCCGCCCAUGCACAAGCAGAAGCGCAGGGCAGUGCGAGCUCAUUUUGCGCGGAAAACUUCCUUCGAGAAAAAGCCAUGGCAGAGGCCCAGCAACUCCGUCGUCAGCUCCACAAUAUCAUGCAGAAGCACGUCGACGACCCGUCAACCGUGGCCUUCACACCGACACUGUCUCCGCCCAGCGAUCGUGUAAAGAGCAUCCUAAAACAGAUCGUCGCCGCUGGAUAUAUCGACCAAGUCGCUAUUCGCCGCGAUCUGCUUCCCAAUGCUGUUUCCACUGGACGCAAGCCGCGCCGAGCCAUCGAAGUUCCUUACAAAACUCUGUUAUCUUCGAACCUCGAGAUCGAUGAUUCGGUCAGUCUUCAAGAUCAGGAGCUACAGAAAAGCGUUUUCGUACAUUCUUCUAGUGUACUUGCACGCCUCUCACUAAGCGAGAUGCCGUCAUUUGUCGUCUACUCGACCCUCAGUCGCGCGACGUCCAACCAUAUUGGGGAAGCGCAGAAGCGGACGCGUAUGCAUCCGCUUUGCACGGUCAGUCAGAAGCAGCUUGCUGUACUGGCUGAAGGCUCGCCAUUACUCGAAAUUGGCAAACCGAUUGGCAAGAUUGAAGAGAUUGGCACUGGUAAGAGACAGUGCUGGGUUGGCGUCGCUAUCCGUGAUCCUGCCGCCGUGGGAGCCAUGGGUUGGCCUUUAGGGGCUUGGAAGGUCAUCCAGACACGGAAGGGCAAGGAAUGGGUCGUUGAGAAAGUGCUGGAUCGUGGGAAGUGA